GCGAGACGGCUCACCGGAGGAGGAGGAUGAGGAGAGGCAGCCACGGGAGGAGGAGGUUCUCGGUCUCGCGCGCAGCACGGGGACAGACGGCGCAUUGUCUCUGGACGUCUUUCGCGGAGGCUCUCCGCUGUUUCCGCGCGUGUUUCGGCGCCGCCCCCCGCCCGCCAGCCAGGUGUUGCGUCUGAGCGCGAGCCCCUCGUGUUGAUGGAGAGGCGCGAGGAAGAGGGCUGAGCUGCCUCGAGGAGCUCGCGCACUCGACAUUGAUCUCUGCCUCAACAACACCACAACAAGCUGACAGUUUGAGGUUCCAGACCCGUUCGAGUCCAAGAGGCGGAUUCUACCGGCGGGUUCCGGCCCGUUUCUCUCGGCUCCUGGUGCUGUCGCAUUCGCCUGCUGUGUGGGAUCUUUCAGACAAAGGGAAUUAGCGUGAAAAAUGUGUUUUGGUUUCACGGAAAAGGAGACGCCAGCGGAUCCAGCUGUGCCAACGACGCGCGAGUAGUCGUGGGGUUAAGCGGACCGAACCUCUCGCUGACACCGCUCGCGCUCCGAACGCCCAGGGGUCUCGGCUCUCGGUGACGCUGCGACACCCUGAUGGUGUGGACCGUGGCUGCGGCGGCUCGUGGACCAGCUGCCUAGUGGUUUUUAGCCCUCAGCGCGUGCUGCAUCGACUGCGGCGAUGGUGAUGACGGCGGCUCGCGGUUGAUCCCGGUGAUCCCUUCCAAUGGAGCCGGAUUCAUGGGGAAUAUCCUCGGUGCGUUCGUUCGCGUGACAAUGACCUCCAAUAGCGCUUUCCGCCGAGCCGUGCUCGCCGCAACCCGAGAGAGAAGCACGCGUCCCCGGUUUGAUGCGCACGAGGUCGUCGUCUCCCCACAAUCGCUGAAUUGACUCACAACUUGGAAUCACAUCGAAGCGACAGGAACACACGAGCAUUAAAGGGCGACAGCUCCGACGAGCCGCGGCGAUGGAGCUGUCCGAGGUCCGCUGCUCCAGCGCCAGCGACGAGCUGUACACCAUCAACAAGACCCCGAGCAGCAGCAACAACAGCAACAGCAGCGGCGGCGGCAGCGGCGGCAGCGGCGGCAGCGGCGGCAGCGGCGGCAGCGGCGGCAGCGCCAGACCCAAGCGGCUGCUGUGGCAGAACGCGGUGCGCCACAUCACCGAGCAGAGGUUCAUCCACGAGCAGAGCGGCGGCGGCGGCGGCGUGAAGGGCGUCGGGCCGGACGAGCCCUACGAGCCGAGCCAGGGCGCGCGCAAGCAGUCGGCGGGGCGCGCGUCGGUGGGAGACCGGCACAACAACGGCGGCACCAAAGUGUUCCCGGAGCGCGCGAGCAGCGACCUGGGCUUCCUGCAGAUCGACUGCGCGCCCAGCAACUCCGACUUCUUCCUGAACUGGGGCUACACGUACCGCGGCGUCAUCUUCCCCACGCUGCGCAACGCCUUCAAGUCCCGCGACCUGGAGCGCCUGUACCAGCGCUACUUCCUGGGCCAGAGGCGCAAGUCGGUGGUGGUGAUGAACAUCCUGGACGUGGUGACCAAGCUCACGCUGCUGGUGCUGCACCUCACGCUGGCCUCCACCCCGAUGGACCCGAUCAAGGGGACGCUGCUGGGCUUCUUCACGGGCAUCGAAGUGGUCAUUUGUGCCUUAGUGGUGGUGCGGAAGGACACCACGUCGCACAGCUACCUGCAGUACAGCGGCGUGGUCACCUGGGUGGCGAUGGCCACGCAGAUCCUGGCGGCGGGGCUGGGCUACGGGCUGCUGGGCGACGGCGUGGGCUACGUGCUCUUCACGCUGUUCGCCACCUACAGCAUGCUGCCGCUGCCGCUCACCUGGGCCAUCCUGGCGGGGCUCUUCACGUCGGGGCUGCACGUCCUGGUGCACCUGCUCAUCGCCCACAAUGCAGAGCUCUCCACCAACCAGGUGGCGGCUCAGGCUGUGCUGUUCAUGUGCAUGAACACGGCGGGCAUCUUCAUCAGCUACCUGUCGGACCGGGCUCAGCGCCAGGCCUUCCUGGAGACGCGGCGCUGCAUCGAGGCCCGGCUGCGGCUGGAGACCGAGAACCAGAGACAGGAGCGACUGGUCUUAUCAGUCCUGCCCCGUUUUGUAGUUUUAGAAAUGAUCAAUGACAUGACAAAUGUAGAGGACGAACACCUCCAGCAUCAGUUUCACAGAAUCUACAUCCACCGCUACGAGAAUGUCAGCAUUCUUUUCGCAGAUGUUAAAGGCUUCACGAACCUCUCCACGACGCUGUCGGCGCAGGAGCUGGUGCGGAUGUUGAAUGAACUCUUUGCACGCUUCGACCGCCUCGCACAUGAGCAUCACUGUCUGCGGAUAAAGAUCCUGGGAGACUGUUACUACUGCGUGUCCGGGCUGCCCGAGCCCAGGCCGGACCACGCCCACUGCUGCGUGGAGAUGGGCCUCAGCAUGAUCAAAACCAUCAGAUAUGUGAGAUCCCGGACGAAACACGACAUCGACAUGCGCAUCGGCAUCCACUCCGGCUCCGUGCUCUGCGGCGUGUUGGGUCUGAGGAAGUGGCAGUUCGACGUCUGGUCCUGGGACGUGGACAUCGCCAAUAAGCUGGAGUCUGGAGGGAUCCCAGGGCGGAUCCACAUCUCCAAGGCCGCUUUGGACUGUCUGAACGGCGACUACGAGGUGGAGGAGGGCCACGGGAAGGACCGCAACGACUUCCUGCGCCGCCACAACAUCGAGACAUACCUGAUCAAGCAGCCGGAGGAGAGUCUGCUCACGCUGCCCGAGGACAUCAUGAAGGACUCGGGCAGCUCCGCCGACCGGCGCGCCAGCAGCGCCACCUUCAACGAGGCGUCCUGGAGCCCCGAGCUCCCCUUCGACAACAUCGUGGGGAAGCAGAACACUCUGGCUGCCCUAACGAGAAAUUCGAUAAAUCUGCUUCCAAACCAUCUCGCACAAGCUUUGCAUGUCCACUCUGGUCCUGAGGAAAUUAACAAGCGAAUAGAGAGCGCCAUCGACUUACGGAGUGGCGAUAAGUUGAGAAGAGAGCAUAUCAAGCCUUUCUCACUGAUGUUUAAAGACUCCAGCCUGGAAGAGAAGUACUCUCAGAUGAGGGACGAGGUCUUCAAGUCCAACUUGGUGUGCGCCUUCAUCGUGCUCAUCUUCAUCACGACCAUCCAGAGCCUGCUUCCCUCCGCCAGAUUGGUAACGAUGGUGAUCCAGUUCUCGGUCCUCAUCGUCCUUCAUUGCUGCCUGAUCCUAAUUACGACAGCGGAGGAUUAUAAGUGUUUGCCCCUCGUCCUGCGAAAAGCCUGCUGCUGGAUCAACGAGACCUACGCUGCUCGAAACGUCAUCAUCUUCGUCUCCAUCCUCAUCAACUUCCUGGCCGCCAUGAUCAACAUACUGUGGUGCGACUUCGACAAGUCCAGCACUUUCAGGAACCAGACGUUCAACGAGUCGGGCUCCAUCCCAGACAUCUGCUUCUACCCAGAGUACUUCGUGUUCACCGGCGUGCUGGCGAUGGUGACGUGCGCCGUGUUCCUGCGGCUGAACUCGGUGCUGAAGCUGGCCGUGCUGCUGGUGAUGAUCGCCAUCUACUCGCUGCUCACGGAGGCCUUCUACACCUCGCUGUUCGUCCGCUACGACACCGUGCACCACAACACGCAAAACUUCCUGGGAACCAAAGAGACAUCUUUGCUCCUGAUGGCCAUGUUCCUCCUCGCUGUGUUUUAUCACGGCCAGCAGCUGGAGUACACGGCCCGGCUGGACUUCCUGUGGCGCGUCCAGGCCAAAGAGGAGAUCAACGAAAUGAAGGAGCUGCGAGAGCACAACGAGAACAUGUUGAGGAACAUCCUGCCCAGUCACGUGGCGCGACACUUCCUGGAAAAGGACCGGGACAACGAGGAGCUGUACUCGCAGUCGUACGACGCGGUGGGUGUGAUGUUUGCCUCCAUCCCAGGCUUCGCUGACUUCUACUCCCAGACUGAGAUGAAUAACCAGGGUGUCGAGUGCCUGAGGCUCCUCAACGAAAUUAUUGCCGACUUCGAUGAGUUGCUGGGUGAAGACCGCUUCCAGGACAUCGAGAAGAUAAAGACGAUCGGCAGCACCUACAUGGCCGUGUCCGGUCUGUCCCCUGAAAAACAGCAAUGUGAGGACAAAUGGGGCCACCUGUGUGCGCUGGCAGACUUCGCCAUCGCCCUCAACGAGAGCAUCCAGGAGAUAAACAAGCAUUCCUUCAACAACUUUGAGCUCAGGAUCGGUAUGGCUCACGGCUCGGUGGUGGCGGGUGUAAUCGGUGCCAAGAAGCCUCAGUACGACAUCUGGGGCAAGACGGUGAACCUGGCCAGCAGGAUGGACAGCACAGGCGUCAGCGGCAAGAUCCAGGUGCCUGAGGAGACCUUCCUGAUCCUGAAGGAGCGCGGCUUCGCCUUCGAGUACCGCGGCGAGAUCUACGUGAAGGGCAUCAGCGAGCAGGAGGGCAAGAUCCGGACCCACUUCCUGCUGGGCCGCGUGCAGCCCAACCCGCUCAUCCUGCAGCCGCGCAAGAUCACGGGCCAGUACUCGCUGGCCGCCGUGGUGCUGGGCCUGGUGCAGUCGCUCAACCGGCAGAAGCAGAAGCAGAUCCUGAACGAGAACAACAACUCGGGCAUCAUGAAGGGCCACCACCACUACAACAGGAGGACGUUGUUAGCGCCCGGCGGCUCCGAGGGGGGGGGCGGGCAUCACGCCGAGGCGGCCGAUAAGACGGAGCUGUCCUGAAGAAGGACCGGAGGCAGAUUCACCAGAAGCAAAGAUGCUCUCCAGGCAAAGUAAUCCCAGUGGUUGGGUGGGUUCAAAAACUAAUCCAGUCUGGUCCAGUGUCCUGAUCCCAGUGCAGCAGGUGGGAGCCCACACCCACAGCUCGUGGUUCCGUCUGCAGCAGCAGGGCCCGCGGACUCCAUGGAAGCCAAGUCGUUAUUGUAGCACAACAAGCAGCUAUGAUGAUGCAGGUGAGGCUGCUGGGUAAUGUAGGCUCCACCCGACCCCACCAGCACCCGAAGCCCGCUGGGGUUAAGGAAGCACACGCACAUUCACGCAUAGAAGAAGAGGAGACGACUGCCUCGGUGCAGGCGUUCUCAGGGUCGAUGGAAACAUGUCGUACGGAAGGAAAAGCGCUCAGAACCUCAAGGAUACACACAAUGAAUGUAACCAGAAACUACAGGGCGCACUGAGAACAAGCUGCAGACGUGCUGGUUCUGGACCUGCUGGAUUUUAAGAUUUGCCACUUUCUAAACACUGAAUAAAGUUAUGUCAAAGGUCUCAAAGCCAUGAAUGUCAUGUAAAUACGAACAAACAUCAAAUGUUCAGUCCACUUCUUUCUCUGGCUCCUCCCACUGGGGUUAAUUCUGCCUCCUGAACCACUUCUGCUUGUGAUGAAUAUCUGUAGCUUUGAAGGAGAAGGCGCUGGUGGUGCUGGUUUUCUGGUGGUGCCGGUGCUACCUGUGGUAUCGGUGGUACCGGUGGUGCCGGUGGUGCCGGUGGUACCGGUGGUACCAGUGGUGCCGGUUGUGCCGGUGGUGCCGGUGCUACCUGUGGUGCCGGUGGUACCGGUGGGGGAGGGAGGGUCUGGAUGGGACCACUGCUCUGUUUUCAUCCACCCUCAUCCGUUCAAUCCCCUCGGACUGUUUGACGUUCCUCCUGUCUUUCCCUCUUUUCUGUGGCCCGGCCGUCGACCCAUGAACCCCUGCCCCGCUCAGAACCCUGCCUGGUGUCAAUGUUUCUUUUUUGUAUUUCUUUUAUAUAUGAAAACACAAUAAAGGGGUCUAAUUUUUGUAUAA
Molecule: messenger RNA, 5784 nt
Organism: Betta splendens (Siamese fighting fish)
Lineage: Eukaryota; Metazoa; Chordata; Actinopteri; Anabantiformes; Osphronemidae
Gene: adcy8
Product: adenylate cyclase 8 (brain)
Exons: 18
Coding region: 962-4726 (1254 amino acids)
Biological process (GO): intracellular signal transduction; adenylate cyclase-activating G protein-coupled receptor signaling pathway; cAMP biosynthetic process
Cellular component (GO): plasma membrane
Molecular function (GO): adenylate cyclase activity
Source: RefSeq, a predicted model, not a curated record